CCACUGGUGCGGUACGACUUGCUGUGAAGUCUUAAAAAAAUUGUGCUGGAACUUAAAAAAGUCUCUCGUACAUCAAUUUUCUUUUGUGCUUUCCUUGCGAUAAAAACUUGAAGUGAUUUGCAAUUUAAAAUCAAGUAUAACUAAAGAAAAUGGGACAAGUCAAGAAAGCCACCUCAGCGCUGAGCAAACUCUUCGUCUAUGGCGCCUUGAAAUAUGGCCAGCCCAGUAACUCGAUCUUGGCCAAUACUGGCAACGGUUAUGCCAACUUUUGGUGCCGCGCAACGACGACGCAGAAGCUGCCACUCGUCAUUGCCACGCGCUAUAACAUUCCGUUUUUGUUGAACAAACCCGGCGUUGGAUAUUAUGUAACCGGCGAGAUCUACGAGGUGGAUGAUCGCAUGCUCAACUCACUGGACAAUCUAGAGGAUUGCCAGGACAUUUACACGCGCGAGAAGCAGGACAUGAACAUUGGCGUUGGCGAGGGCACCGUUCCCUGCUGGGUCUAUCUGCUGCAGAAGUAUCCCGAGAAGCUGCUGUCCUUGCCAUAUUUGUCAGGCUACGAGAACAGCUCGACACAUCCUUAUAUUAUGCGCCAUCGCCGCACUCACAAGCAUCCUGCCCAGGAUGAUCUCAGCUAUACUGCCCAGAACUAAGUUAAACAAAAGUGUGUGCCCGAUAUUAGGGCGUGGCCAAUUAUUACUUUAACCGGUAGUUGCAUUUGUAGCAAGUAUAUAUACAAACAUAUAUGUAGCGACAUACAUAUGUUCAUACGUACAUAUAUUUAUAUACGACAUAUUUAUGUAUGACACAUUCAGACUUAAUGAUAUUGAUAUGUGCGCGCUUUAUAAGUUUUUUGUGUACAUAUUGAUAUGAUAAUAUAUAUAUAUUAUAGCGUAGUUGGUAAUUUUAUAAGUUUCGAGUAAAUAAAAGCAAUUUCAACAAAAA
Drosophila sulfurigaster albostrigata is the source of this 945-nucleotide messenger RNA. It is a transcript of the gene Tina-1, whose product is annotated as troponin C-akin-1 protein. The record is from RefSeq and is a predicted model, not a curated record. NCBI's taxonomy places the organism in Eukaryota, Metazoa, Arthropoda, Insecta, Diptera, Drosophilidae. Bases 150 to 653 code for a protein of 167 amino acids. The transcript is spliced from 4 exons. Gene Ontology annotation, molecular function: gamma-glutamylaminecyclotransferase activity.